Molecule: messenger RNA, 1551 nt
Organism: Marmota flaviventris (yellow-bellied marmot)
Lineage: Eukaryota; Metazoa; Chordata; Mammalia; Rodentia; Sciuridae
Gene: Spint2
Product: serine peptidase inhibitor, Kunitz type 2
Molecular function (GO): serine-type endopeptidase inhibitor activity
Source: RefSeq, a predicted model, not a curated record
UCGCCAGGUGCGCCCCGCCCGCCGGCCUGGCUGCCUUCUUCCAGCCGCUUCCAGGCGUCCGCCAUUGGCUCUAGCGCCCCCCUAGGAGUUUGGCGGUGUGGCGCAGUUCUGAGUUGGGAAGGGUCCCUGAGUACCGCGAGGGGCAAAGGGACGCGUGAAAAGCGGACCGAAGCGGUGCGCUCGAAGACAGUGUCCGGUCACCGAAGGUCUGAGAAAGGACUUUCGGAGCCGUGGGCACCUCGCGGAUCCCGGGGGGUGGGCGGCGACCGCACCUGAGCUUGUGGACCUCCAGCGCGCGUGCGCGCCCAGGGUCUUCCCGCACCUGAUCGCGAGACCCCAACGGCCUGCGGCUCGAGGCCUCGGCGGCGCAUCCCAGGCACCCGUCAUGGCGCAGCUGUGUGGGCCGCGGCGGUGCCGGGCGCUCCUCGCCCUGCUGGCAUCGCUGCUCCUCUCCGGGGUCGAGGUGGCCGACGGAGGCCGAAGCAUCCACGACUUUUGCCGAGUUGCGAAGGUGGUGGGGCGAUGCCGGGCCUCCAUCCCCAGAUGGUGGUACAAUGUCACUGAAGGGUCUUGCCAGCCAUUCGUGUAUGGUGGCUGUGAAGGUAAUGACAACAAUUACCAGAGCAAGGAGGAGUGUCUUGAGAAAUGUGCUGGUGUUACAGAAAAUUCCAUUUAUGAUCUGGACUCCAGUAGGAAUGGAGGAGCUUCUUCUGUCCCAAGUGUUCCCAGAAGGCAGGAUUCUGAUGACCUCUCUGAUGAUGUUUUCAACUAUGAAGAAUACUGCGCUGCCAAGGCCGUCACAGGGCCCUGCCGGGCAGCCUUCCUACGCUGGUACUAUGAUGCUGAGAAGAACUCCUGUGACAACUUCAUCUAUGGAGGGUGCCGGGGCAAUAAGAACAGCUAUCUCUCCAAGGAGGCCUGCAUGCAGCGCUGCUUUGGAAAGGAGAUGUACCCUGUUCUGCCCCUUGCGACCAAAGCGGUGGUCCUGGCAGGUCUGUUUGUGAUGGUCCUGAUCCUCCUCCUGGGAGCCUCUGUGGUCUGCCUGAUCCGGAUAGCACGCAAGAAGCAGGAGCGUGCUCUCCGCACUGUCUGGAGCUCGUCAGAUGACAAGGAGCAGCUGGUGAAGAACACAUAUGUUCUGUGAAGGCCUUGUCGCCAGGAGAACGGGGGAAAGGAGGGGAGAAUGUGUGCUUUUUUUAAAACUAGAGUGAUUGAUUAUAUCUGUGAGAUCAUUAGGGCUUCGGUCUGUCUGUUGCUUGGACGCUGAAGCGCUGCUUCUCCACCCCACCGCAUCCCACGGUGGUGACUUCUUUCUGUGCCCCAGGUGUAGUUUUCUAUGCUCAUGUUGAACUCCACUGCCUCCUUGCCCACCACAAAAGCAAUGUUUUAAUAGUUUCCUUGGUUUGUUUGAUUCAUGGUUGUUGUUGUUGUUUUUAAGUAGAAACAAAAGGGUGUUUUUUUUUUUUUUUUUUUUUAAGAAAUUAGGAUUCUGAAAGGAAGAAAACAAAACAUGUAAGUUUAAUAAAAAAGGGUCUUCCCUUUUAAAGUGAA